AUGGGGUCUAGAAGGGAUAAUGAUGGACGGUUGAAUAUGGAUGCAGUAAGAGACGAGAGAGAAGAUGUUUCAACACAAUAUACUGCUGAAUGGCUCAGCAAUGUUCAAAUGCCCCCAAAGGCCCACUCUGUUGUUCAAGAUAUUGAUGAACCCCAUUCGCCUAGAGUUUCUAGGUCUGCCCCUGCAUUAAGUGUCAAGUCAAGGCAGAGUAAUGCAGGCAUCAGUAGAAGCAAGUUGCAGUUGCAGUUAAGGCAACUGAAAGAAAAACAACAAUUAGAUAGGGAAGCUCGGCAUUUAGAACUAGAAAUGCAAAGACAAGAAUUAGAACUAGAAAGGAAACGACGAUUCGCUGAGAUUGCAGAAAGAAAGGAAUUGCAAGAAAUGGAAGCUAAGUUAGCACAUGCUGAGCUCUUGGAACAAUUCGAAGUCGAUAGUGAUGAUCAGAUCUCCGAUGAUGGUAACAGAGAACUGAAUAUGAUGAGUCAUGACCAUGAGGGAAAUGGACCUUAUGAUGAUGCGGAACAACGUGAUGCGGAACGUCGAGAUACGGAGCGUCGAGAUGCGGAAAGUCGAAAUGCGGAGCGAGGAGAUGCGGAACGCCGAGAUGCGGAAAGUCGAGAUACGGAGCGUCGAGAUGCGGAACGCCGAGAUGCGGAAAGUCGAGAUACGGAGCGUCGAGAUGCGGAACGUCGAGAUACGGAGCGUCGAGAUGCGGAACGUCAAGAUGCGGAACAACGUGAAACGGAACGUCGAGAUGCGGAGCGUCGAGAUGCGGAACGUCGAGAUGCGGAACGUCGAGAUGCGGAACGUCGAGAUACGGAGCGUCAAGAUGCGGAACAACGUGAAACGGAACGUCGAGAUGCGGAACGUCGAGAUGCGGAAAGCCGAGAUGCGGAAAGACGAAAUGCGGAGCGAGGAGAUGCGGAACGUCAAGAAGCGGAGCGACGGGAGACCGAAAGUAGAGAAUUAUAUCGAAGAGACGAACUCUUUAGUCAUGCAAGAUAUAAUGCUGAACAGUUUCGAAUGCCAUAUGGAACAUACAAUAACACGUUUAUGAAUCCCCAAGUGCCCACAACACAAAUGUACCAGCGAGGUUAUACAACGGAUCAACAAACCCAAUUAGUACACCCUAACUUUGUUCCAACGAUGUAUCAGGAUGCAGUUCAAAGUUCGUGUCCACAGUACGGGAAUGUUCAUUCCCAUAAUCGUCAGUUUCAACAUCCAACAUCCGAUAGUCAACAGAUGUUCGAACAACAACAACAAGCUUUGAGAUUGAUGGCAACUACAAUUGGGUCGACAAUAAGUAAAGGUUUUGUGAUGCCUAAACGCGAAUAUAUGUCUUUCGAUGGGAAUCCAUUAGACUACCCUAGCUUUACAACAAAUUUCAAGACUAAUGUGGAAGACGGCGAAAGCGAUCCCAACGUUAGACGCACUUAUUUGAUCCAACUCUGUACGGGAAAGGCAAAGGAAGCCAUCAGUGGAUCUGUGAUGUUACCGCCGGAAGAGGGGUACAAAAAGGCAAAGUCUAUUUUGCAUGAAAUGUUUGGGCAGGCUCAUAUUGUGGCUGCUUCUAACAUUGAUCGAGUGACGAAAGGUUCUAUAAUUAGAGAAAAUGAGAGUGAAAAGCUUAUGCAGUUAGCCCGAGACAUGGAAAACUGUGGAAUGAAUUUGAACAAAUUGGGCUACCAAUCAGAUAUAAACUCAAGACACAACAUCAGGGCGAUUGUUUUACGGCUGCCAAAAUACCUCCGUUCAGAUUGGGCCAAAGAGGCGAAUAAGCUUAGAGAUCAAAGAAGUGAACCAGAUUUCGCAGCACUCACAAAGUUUGUAGUAAACAAAGCUAAGUUGGCAAAUACUGAGUAUGGUCGGCUUGUUAAUGUUAAAAUGGACUGGGAAAGGAACAAAACCAAGUCUUAUGGUAAACAACAGAGGAACGUCUCAGCUUAUCAAGUGUCGAAUAUUUCGUCAAACGAAGAACAAGAUGGUAAACGAAACAUAACAAUGAAGUUAAAAUGCAUUUUCUGUAGUAAGGAAGGCCAUUCGCUAG
Paramuricea clavata is the source of this 2047-nucleotide messenger RNA. NCBI's taxonomy places the organism in Eukaryota, Metazoa, Cnidaria, Anthozoa, Malacalcyonacea, Plexauridae. The record is from the annotation of a GenBank genome assembly.